AUGACAUCCAAUGGUUCUACUAUGACACCAACAAACAGUUCUCCUGAUAUUAAUUCAUCAAGACUACAACCAACGUCUCAACUACUCCCAAAAUUAGUCAGACGAUCAUCUGUAUCAAGUACAACACAAAAACAAAAUGCUUAUACUGCUAAUCAACGUCGUCUAAAUCAUUCAGCAAUAAAUAAUGAUUUUCUUAAUACACGCGCAUCAUCAACUUUAUCUGCACCACUUCUUAUUGAUACAAUUGAUAAUUUUUUUCAAGCAAUAAAAACUAUGGAAGAAGAAAUAAUGUUACCAUCAAGACUUAAAGACAUGCCAGUUGAAGAAAUGGUCUUCGAUAAUUCUGUUCAACCAGAUAAUUGGCAUGAUAUUUAUACAUUUAUUCGAGAUAUGAGAAAUCAAUUACAACUUACACAUCCAUUUGCUGAAGAUGAUGAUAAUAAUAAUAAUAAUAAUAAUAAUAAUAAUAAUUCGAAAGAAAAUCACAGAAAAUAUUCCAAUGAUGAUGAAGGAAUUAUAAUUCCACAUAAUGAUGUUAAUCAAUUUUCAUCAGCAUCAUCAACUGUAUCGUCUGAUGAAUUCGAUCAAAUUUCAACAUCAUCAAUUGCUACAUCAUAUGAAGCAAUAAAAGAUGAACUUAAAUAUCAUUAUUAUGGUCUUUUUCGAUCACUUGAUAGUUUAACAUCAAUGGCUAAUCGUGUGACGGAAAAAUAUCGAGAAGAAUCUGCUUUUUAA
Molecule: messenger RNA, 735 nt
Organism: Rotaria sp. Silwood2
Lineage: Eukaryota; Metazoa; Rotifera; Eurotatoria; Philodinida; Philodinidae
Source: the annotation of a GenBank genome assembly